Molecule: messenger RNA, 2025 nt
Organism: Macrosiphum euphorbiae (potato aphid)
Lineage: Eukaryota; Metazoa; Arthropoda; Insecta; Hemiptera; Aphididae
Source: the annotation of a GenBank genome assembly
AUGAAAUCUUCCACCACCACGGGUUUUGCGUCCGCGGUCCUCCUAGUGCUUUUGUGCGGCUCGACGGUCGCAUUCAGCUUGAACGGCAACUACAAGGCGAUCAUCGACACGCUUGCGUGGACCAGCGAUCUGUCCGAGAUCUAUAGUAUAAUCGAGAGAAAUCAAAUUGCCAACACGACGAUACAUCUAAGAAGUGUUACAGUGUUUGCUCCGCACAACGAAGCGUUUUUGAAGAUAACUAAACAAGAGAGCGACGAUGAAUAUUUACCGUGCUACCAUAUUACAAAUGUACCAAUGAAAUUGGAACAAUUGGGAAAGUCGGUAUUUUCUGAACUAGAUGGUAAUCCGCCCAUCUGGAUUACAAAGAAAAGUCCAGAAGAGAUUUACGUUAACCAGGCUAAAGUCGUCUAUAAUUUGGCUAAUUAUGAACACAAUAAUACAUUUGGAAAACCUCAAGUAUUGCACGUCAUUGACCAAGUUCUCCAACCUCUGCGAAUGAAGAAAAAUAGCCCUCAAAAUGUCUACAACCCUAAUGCAUGGGAAUUCAUGGAAAAUGCUGAAUUCCUGGAUUUAGAUAGUUACCACACUAAUACUUUUUUGCAACGGGUACAAAAUCUGGAUAAGAAGAGCGUGUUCUCCAAUCAAGGUGGACAUACAUUUUUCAUACCCGUGGACGAAGUGGCUAAUUAUCCAAAAGUAAAACCUGAAAAAAUCGACGUGAAAGUGAUUGACGCCCACAUUGUUCCGGAUAAUGUAUUGUUUUUGGGACCAACCAACGAAGAAGAACAAUUUAAAACUUUAGCAUUCACUGACAUGAUUAAAGUAUUUGCGUCUUUAUCUAAAGCUGCAGAAGGAGAUAAAACUAAAUAUUACGUAAGCAGUGAUACUGUUGUCGGUGAUGAUGUCCACCCGACUGGAGCUGUAGUAGCAGAAAUUGUUAAAGCCAAUAUACCUGUCAGAAAUGGUGUGGUCCAUUUGAUUAGUAGACCAUUGAUGAUCGUGGAUAACAAUGUAAAACAAUUCAUUGAGCAGUCGUAUAAGGACAGAGAAGACAGUGUCUUACACCGAUUCUACGAGGAGAUUAUGAAUUCCGGUGGCGAUUUUUUGGAAAAACUCACCGCCAUGCCAAAUGUUACACUUUUCGCACCUUCCAAUGCAGCUUUCAACGACCAAUCCAUCCAGUCGUAUUUGCUAAAUCGCACAUACAUCAGGUCUUUACUUGAUUUGCAUAUCGUCAACAGACGUCUCUCCAUCGAUGAUAUUGUUGCUGAAUCCAUCGAUAAGCGCUUUCAGGUCCAAACCGAAGUGCCCCGCAAGGAUCUGUUCUUCAACGUGGUCACCAGCGGUAAGAACCGCACGUUGACCCUGGAGGGUGGCGGCGUGAACGCUACCGUGGUCCAGGCUAACUUAGCAGCUACAAACGGAAUCAUACACAUCAUUGACCACGUACUGGGCAUUCCAUCAUCGACAGUCGACCGCAAACUGGCCACUGACCCCACGCUCAAUGAAACCAACUAUCUCGGCCAAGUGUCCUCACUUAACGAUCAACUAGGCGACGUCCAAAAGAGAUUCACUUAUUUUGUGCCCAGAGACUUUGCUUGGAAGAGGUUGGCAAUCGAUAACCCAUCAGCAUACAAAAAAUUGUUCAUGCCCGAAUACUCGAACAUCGCUCGUCAGAUUUUGGAACGCCAUUUGAUCAUUGCGGAUAAAGUAUUUACAAUGGACGAUUUGAGGAAAGAAGCCAAUAAUAAUUACAAUUUGUCAGUCCAUCUUCCUACUGUACGCGACGUUUCCAUGUAUAUCAAAAUCAAAGACUCUGUUGAAGGUUACUCGAUUGAAUGGCGUAAUGAAUGGAUACAUGUCCACCGUUCCGAUGUCCGUUGCACCAAUGGUAUCAUACAUGUAAUCGAUAAAGUUUUGAUUGAUGAAAGCGACGUUGAAGUGAAUGGUGCUAUUGCUACCAAGUCAAUAACUGCAUUAGUGUUGGUCUUGGCCCAAUGCCUCGUGUUCUAUUAUUUCAACUAG